GCCGUGCUUUGUCAGCAGUGUUUAAUCAUCUCCUGUACUAUGUCCGCAGUCUCUGGUCAUCUCCUGUACUGUGUCCGCAGUCUCUGGUCAUCCCCUGUACUGUGUCCGCAGUCUCUGGUCAUCCCUGUACUGUGUCCGCAGUCUCUGGUCAUCCCCUGUACUGUGUCCGCAGUCUCUGGUCAUCCCUGUACUGUGUCCGCAGUCUCUGGUCAUUUCCUGUACUAUGUCCGCAGUCUCUGGUCAUCUCCUGUACUACGUCCGCAGUCUCUGGUCAUCUCCUGUACUAUGUCCGCAGUCUCUGGUCACCUCCUGUAGUAUGUUCACAGUCUCUGGUCAUCUCCUGUACUGUGUCCGCAGUCUCUGGUCAUCCCCUGUACUAUGUCUGCAGUCUCUGGUCAUCUCCUGUACUAUGUCCGCAGUCUCUGGUCAUCUCCUGUACUAUGUCCGCAGUCUCUGGUCAUCUCCUGUACUACGUCCGCAGUC
Staurois parvus is the source of this 483-nucleotide messenger RNA. The record is from the annotation of a GenBank genome assembly. Lineage: Eukaryota; Metazoa; Chordata; Amphibia; Anura; Ranidae.